AUGCCUGAAGCGAACAGUAGAUCUACUGCAGCAGCUAAUCGAAAAGUCACAGACAAACGAAGUAGAGAGGAUAAAAGUGAUGGUGCUGGAACUGUUGAUGUUUACGAUAAUGAUACAGAUUUAGCGUUGGUCGUCUUGAGAUUGGUUAUUUUACAGACGCUGCUCUGUUGGCUGGUGGCUGAUCUAUGCGGACCACGACAUUCCUGUGUUGUGACCAGACUCUUCUGA
This is a messenger RNA of Pieris macdunnoughi, 228 nucleotides long. The record is from the annotation of a GenBank genome assembly. Lineage: Eukaryota; Metazoa; Arthropoda; Insecta; Lepidoptera; Pieridae.